Penicillium oxalicum is the source of this 243-nucleotide messenger RNA. RefSeq lists its product as uncharacterized. The coding region runs from base 1 to 243 and encodes 80 amino acids. NCBI's taxonomy places the organism in Eukaryota, Fungi, Ascomycota, Eurotiomycetes, Eurotiales, Aspergillaceae. The record is from RefSeq and is a predicted model, not a curated record. The transcript has 2 exons.
AUGCUGUUCAUGGUCUCGGCAACGCAUGCGCGCUUCCUGGCAAACCGAAAUGGAGAAAAGGUCAUUGAAGUCAACGGGGAUCAUAUUGGCAACACAGAUGCCUCGCAGAUUACCGAGGGAUCUAUGCGCUCGCGUAACGCUGAGGAAUUUCGAUUUUUCAGCAAGUCGAGUUACACUUGGAGCGUUGUGUCGGUUCCGAAUAACCACCAAUGGAUUCGGUCUCUGACUGUGUUUGCCAGUUAG